AUGGGUACCAUGGGUACCAGCACCCGGGUGAGGACACUAUUCGUCAGCGGGCUGCCUCUGGACAUCAAGCCCCGGGAACUUUACCUGCUCUUCAGGCCCUUUAAGGGGUACGAGGGGUCUCUCAUCAAACUCACCUCCAAGCAGCCCGUGGGCUUCGUCAGCUUCGACAGCCGCUCCGAGGCGGAGGCGGCGAAGAACGCCCUGAACGGCAUCCGCUUCGACCCCGAGAUCCCCCAGACGCUGCGGCUGGAGUUUGCCAAGGCGAACACCAAGAUGGCCAAGAGCAAGCUGGUGGGCACCCCCAACCCCAGCACGCCUCUCCCCACCGCCGUCCCUCAGUUCAUCGCCCGGGAGCCCUGUAAGUACUGGCUGUGGCUGGGGGGGCUGCCCAGGAGCAGCCAAGGUGGGUGGCCAUCACUCCUCUCACCCCCCGCGCCCCUCUUCUCUUUGCAGAUGCGCUGGCUCCCUCCCUCCGAGGCUGGUUCUCAGGGCUGGAAGUCCCGUCAGUUCUGCUGAAUGCCGGGUCUCAGGUGUGUGAUGGUGGCCUACAGUCAGUCUUGUGGGUAUUAACGGAGUCUUCCAAGGCGGCUACUGG
Messenger RNA from Egretta garzetta (little egret), 595 nucleotides. RefSeq names its product RNA binding protein, mRNA processing factor (gene RBPMS). Gene Ontology annotation, molecular function: mRNA binding. The transcript has 7 exons. The record is from RefSeq and is a predicted model, not a curated record. Bases 1 to 516 code for a protein of 171 amino acids. NCBI's taxonomy places the organism in Eukaryota, Metazoa, Chordata, Aves, Pelecaniformes, Ardeidae.